Messenger RNA from Opisthorchis viverrini, 426 nucleotides. RefSeq lists its product as hypothetical. The annotation marks the transcript as partial. Lineage: Eukaryota; Metazoa; Platyhelminthes; Trematoda; Opisthorchiida; Opisthorchiidae. The record is from RefSeq and is a predicted model, not a curated record. The transcript has 3 exons.
AUGAAUGUAUACUGGCGUAAUCCUGCGGUUGUGAAACAAAAGACGGUGACGAACGACAUUGAUGUCCAGGAAGAAGGGCCAAUUGCAGAGCUUCAUUUUGGGAGCUCACCAGUUUCCGGAUUUGUCGAACCAAUGCACUAUUUUCCCUUUUAUCCGCGGCCAAGAUGGUUAAUUGAAUUUAUUCGUGUGAAAUUAGGAGACGUUGUGGUAUUCGAUGGACCCGUAUUGGGUGAGCCAAUAACAUCCACCCAGUUCAUGAUUGUACACGACCGCCACUUGACGGGUUUGACUCGCGUUUUUGGCGAAAUGAGGCACGAGGGAGUGUAUCGAUACGUUGAAUGUGAUCGGAUACCGACGCUUCCUCACUUGGCGUUUGAAUACAAAUCUGGAGUACUGAGGCUCACCGGAGAACAGUACAUUUUAAAG